AGGUGCAUCGGAAGAGUAAAACGGUCGCCAUGUCGUUCUUUGGGAAGCAGUUCAAGAAAGUUAAGGCUGAAAAUGCUUCGGAGGUCAUUGGAAAACUAAAUCUCUCCGCGUCAAUUGUGGCACUCCUGCGCAGCCAAGACACCGUUAUCUGCUUCACUAAAAACGCCGACGGCACCCUCCAGUACGUCGUCAAAGACAGCACCGGCAAGGUUCUCGUCGACCAGAAGAUCGUCCUUUCAACCCUCUUUGACUACAAAGGCCCUGAUGGCAUGGAGACUAAAGCCAAGUUUGAGUUGGCGGGAGAUGUCUUGAAGUCGGAGAUGCAUAUGCCUGAUGGGAAGGUCGUCCAUAUGGAUAGACAUUUUGAAGCUAACCGCUCGAAAUUGGAAUUGUACGUCCAAGGUGUCGCUGAAAAAGCCACUGUUUAUUACGAGGCCCUUUGAAUAAUCUUCACAUAACACAUAAUUACAAAAUACCGUUGUCUGAUUACCCAUAACACAAGCCUCCUUGGGCUUACCGUGGGACUUAGUCAAUAUAUGUAUGAAAGUAUGAAUGUCCUAUUUUAUUCAUACUUUAAUUUAAUAAACGUUAUUGUUUUACAAACAUUAAAAAAAAA
Molecule: messenger RNA, 616 nt
Organism: Cydia strobilella
Lineage: Eukaryota; Metazoa; Arthropoda; Insecta; Lepidoptera; Tortricidae
Exons: 3
Coding region: 30-443 (137 amino acids)
Source: RefSeq, a predicted model, not a curated record